AUGAAGUCAGUCGGUCUUGUCGCACUGCUUGCCGCAGCAGCGGUUGAGGCCCAUUACACCUUCCCGCAAAGCAUUUACGAUGGAGCCAAAUCAGCAGAGUGGGAGGUCAUCCGCGAAACGGAGAACCACUACUCCCACGCCCCCGUGCAGGACGUCACAUCGUCGGCGAUGACGUGCUACGAGCUCACCCCGGGCACGGGCGCCCCCAAGAUCACGCCGGUCACCGCCGGGAGCAAGUUCACCUUCACGGUCGACCCAAGCGUCGGCCACCCGGGCCCCAUCUCUUUUUGGAUGGCCAAAGCGCCCUCGGGCAAGACCGCCGCCGACUUCGACGGCAAGGGCAACGUCUGGUUCAAGAUCUACCAGGACGGCCCCAGCGGACUCGGCACCGGGACCAUCACUUGGCCAACCCAGGGCUUGACCGAGGUCAGCGUCACGAUCCCCGCCUGCGUCGCCGACGGCGACUACCUCCUCCGGGUGGAACACAUCGCCCUCCACAGCGCCUCCUCGGUCGGGGGCGCGCAGCUGUACAUCGGCUGCGCGCAAGUCACGGUGACCGGCGGAACCGGGACACUGAGCACGGGCACGCUUGCUGCGAUCCCGGGGGCCUACUCUGCAUCCGACCCUGGAAUCCUGUUCCAACUGUACUACCCGAUUCCCACGAGCUAUAUUAACCCUGGUCCUGCCCCGGUGACGUGCUGA
Messenger RNA from Phialemonium atrogriseum, 702 nucleotides. RefSeq names its product glycoside hydrolase. NCBI's taxonomy places the organism in Eukaryota, Fungi, Ascomycota, Sordariomycetes, Cephalothecales, Cephalothecaceae. Bases 1 to 702 code for a protein of 233 amino acids. The record is from RefSeq and is a predicted model, not a curated record. The transcript is spliced from 3 exons.